AUGCCAAAGGUGGUGAAAUAUGAUGGCAACAAUGACCCAAAGGUGCACCUCAUGCAAUACAAGUCUAUCAUGGAGUUGGUGGGUCUCCCGUCAAGGGAAAUUUUGAAAAUGUUCCCAAUGUCCUUAACAGGGUCUACCCAAACUUGGUAUUACAAUCUCAAGAAAAGGAAAAAUGAUGAGACCUUCACUGGUUAUAUGGCUAGAUGGAGAGCCAAGGUCACACAAAUGAGGAACUUUCUAGAUACCAAGGAACAGAUCAAGAUAUUCAUUAAGGGGACUCUGCCGACCUUCCGUGAAAAGCUGUAUUACAUGCCGUUAACUGAAUUUUAUCAAGUUUAUGAGGUGGGGACCACCAUCAAAGAUAAAAUAAGGAAAGACAAGAAGUAUGGGAAUCGCACUGGAAGAGAUUCUCCAACUUUGGCACCCCUCUCCAGAGUGUUCGAGAGAGUGAAAGCAGUGGGUUUGUUGAAACCGCUUGCACCGAGACCUCCUCCUGUAAUUUUGCCAAAGAAUAUCGAUCAGAAAGCUUAUUGUUACUUUCAUCAGAGUAAGGGUCAUACAACUGAUAGUUGUAUGAGAUUGAGACAUGAGAUCCAAGAUCUGAUCGAUAGUGGCAAAGUGACUGAUCCAAAAAAGUCAAGGCCAAGCACGAGGACUAAUCCACAUUUGAACUUUAGAAGCAUGCCGCCUUCUAUGAACUUAUAUAUGGUUGAGUCUGGAACGACUCCCUUGGAGGUGCUGACUGAGUUUGAAGAGGAGGAGGAGGAAAGAGAGAGGGAGAUGCUUUUAGAGCAAAUUUAUGUGAUGAUGCUCAAUGUCUGGGAUAGCGAUGAGGAAUGGCUAAAACAGAGCGAACAAGUCUGGGUGGGUAGUGAUGAUGAGGUAGAAGUGAAUCCCGUUAUUCUGGAUGUAUAA
Jatropha curcas is the source of this 915-nucleotide messenger RNA. Lineage: Eukaryota; Viridiplantae; Streptophyta; Magnoliopsida; Malpighiales; Euphorbiaceae. The record is from RefSeq and is a predicted model, not a curated record.